Phalaenopsis equestris is the source of this 1884-nucleotide messenger RNA. RefSeq lists its product as uncharacterized. The record is from RefSeq and is a predicted model, not a curated record. Lineage: Eukaryota; Viridiplantae; Streptophyta; Magnoliopsida; Asparagales; Orchidaceae.
UCCUGUGGGAUGCUUUUCUUGAGUGUGGUGGAAUUCGGAUUCCGCCAGACGGAUAGGGUUCAGGGGAAGAGGAGGAGGAACUCCUCAGCGAUAAAUCAUAUAAACCAGAAAAAAAGGAUGAUAGGGUGAAAGCCAUAUGGGUGAAUCCCUGCUCACCUCCUUGUCCAUGGAGAACCACCAUCCAUCCACUCUUCUUUCAAUGGAUCCUAUCGGAGGCCCGUUGCCUGCUGCAACAAAUCCUUCGCAUGAUGAUUCUGAUCGCGAGAUGAUGAUUCAACGCCAACAACUCCUGCUGCCUGGUCCGCCGGACAUCAACCUCCCACUCUCUGCGGAGCGCUCUCCUCCCCAGCAGAAUUGGAACCUCGAUCACUGUGAGAUGCUUGAUGUUGGCCUCGGAUCUCAAAUAUAUGAGGCUGAUGCCACUGUCAUCCUUCCUAAGUUUGGAUCUCGAAAAUGUGGCAAGCGUGGAGAUGGUAUAUGGGGCGCCUGGUUCUUUUUUAAUUUUUACUUCAAGCCUGUCCUUUCUGAGAAAUCCAAGGGAAAGAUCAUAUGGGAUGGAUCUGGAUUCUCUGGAUUUGACAAGUCCGACCUUUGGCUUGAUGUUUUCUUGGUUCAACAUGACAUGGAGAACAUGUACAUGUGGGUGUUCAAGGAAAGGCCAGAAAAUUCUCUUGGUAAGAUGCAAUUGAGGAGCUUCAUGAAUGGCCACUCUCGUAAUGGUGAGCCUCAGUUCCCUUUCAGUGUUGAGAAGGGCUUUGUUCGAUCACACCGGAUGCAGCGGAAGCAAUACAGAGGUCUUUCUAAUCCACAGUGUGUUCACGGUAUUGAGGUUGUGAGGCUUCCCAAUCUAUCAGUUGUUUCUGAGGCUGAUCACAAGAAAUGGAUAGAGCUCACAGGAAGGGAGCUUAAUUUCUCAAUACCAACAGAGGCCAGUGAUUAUUCAUCAUGGAGGAAUCAACCCAUUUCAGAUUUUGAGAUUGAGAGGCCGCCACCUUCGGUAAAGUCCACAUCCUCCCAUCAACAUCAGAGGAAGUCGCUUAAUGGUUCUGGACUGAACUUAUCAACGCAGACAUCAAAUCAUUCAACUGCUAAUGGGAUUGACCUUCCUUCUUCCUGCAACAAGCGCAAGAGGGAUUUGUUUCCUCAUGGAAUGGAGGAAGACUUCUGCUCUCCUAACAAUUCGUAUUCAGACAGGGUUCAGGAGAUUGAGAUGCAUGCUUUUGAACCUCCAUGGUUGAAUGAGUUCAGCGGUGUGAUGAGACAUGCCUGUGGGCCAGUUACUGCUGCAAAGACAAUAUACGAGGAUGAUGAAGGAUACCUUAUUAUGGUUAGCAUGCCUUUAUCUGAUCAGCAGAGAGUAAAGGUGUCAUGGAGGAACACUCUUACCCAUGGAAUAGUUAAGAUAUUUUGUGUUAGUACGGCUCGAAUGCCUUGUAUAAAGAGACAUGAUAGAACAUUCACGCUGGCAGAUCCUUCUCCUGAACACUGCCCUCCUGGUGAAUUCACGAGGGAGAUAUCUCUACCUACGCGUAUUCCUGAAGAUGCGAAGUUGGAAGCUUACUACGAUGAAACUGGAGCUGUUCUGGAGAUUAUGGUGCCGAAGCAUCGUGUUGGACCUGAAGAACAUGAAGUCCGAGUGUGCAUGCGCCCUCCUCAUCUUGCAGCCAAUGAACUUUUGUUGACCUCAGGAGGAACUUAUUAUGUAUGGCUGGUUUCUAUGCUCAGUUUAGUUUAUAUUGCCUUAGAAGAAAAGCUGUUAUAUGUAAGGACUUCCUAACCAUACACAACCCUUGUUGCCUUUUUUUUCUUCUUUUUAUUUUGACGUGCUAUGUGUAUGCUUGCCAGUUUAUUGAUAUAGCUUGCAGAAUAACCAUUCUUCUCAAA